This is a messenger RNA of Corticium candelabrum, 886 nucleotides long. Its product is annotated as DNA damage-regulated autophagy modulator protein 2-like. The coding region runs from base 66 to 773 and encodes 235 amino acids. The record is from RefSeq and is a predicted model, not a curated record. NCBI's taxonomy places the organism in Eukaryota, Metazoa, Porifera, Homoscleromorpha, Homosclerophorida, Plakinidae. The transcript is spliced from 5 exons.
CUAAUUUCUAAAGAUAACAACAGUCGACUGGUUCUAGGAACCCAUCACGUGAUUUCAAGGCCAUCAUGAUCAUCUUCGGCUCCGUGGACGUUAGAACCAUCACCUUACUUGCCAUAUUAAUAUCAUGGGCGUCCAUCAUCACCUGCUACGUGCUGGCCGUCAGCCUUGGCCAUGUACCGGCGUGGUUGCCAACAAUCAGCGAUUGCGCUGUUGGAGCACCAGAGAAGUAUCUGUUUCGAAUAGGACUCAUCACAGGAGCAACAGCUCUGUUUGCCAAUGUUGUUAUGGUCUAUUAUGCUUUCCCUAAAUUUGUCCUACGCAAGCUAGAAUUAGUGGCUGGUGUAGCGGCCGCUGCUGGUCUCACUGUUGUUGGAGCAGUAAACGAGAAAGAAAACAACACAGUUCACAUAGGUGGUACUAUUGCGUUGUUCUUGGGAUAUGAAACUUAUAUGGUGGCUCUUGCACAGGAUGCUUCCAAAGAUUCCAAGAUAUCAUCUACUUCUGUUAUCAGCAAACACAUUUUUGCUAUUGUGGGAAUCGUCCUAUUGCUUGCUGCUGGAAUCUUCUGCACUGAUUGGAAGAAAUAUCGUGUUUAUGUGGCUCUCUGUGAAUGGCUCUACGUAUUUAAUAUUGAAAUAUUCAACCUGACACUUUUUGAAGACUUGCAAGGUCUCCUGCUUCUGGAAGUACAGCAAGAUGAACUCAUCUCUGAUUCAGUUCACCCUGAUGACAAAACACCCGUGGUUUGUGACAAAACUCUGUUUGAGACGUGAAAGCGUAAGUGUAACAUUUUAGGACAAGAUCUAUGUUGUGUACGAAGGAGUUAGUAGCACUAUAAAUUUUAUUAAUAUGUGCUUCCAGUUGCAAGGGAUAUAUAAAAUUUACA